AUGGCAGUAGAAGGCAUUAUGGCAUUUUCAGAAUCGCUUCUAAACUGGAUUUUAUUAACGGACUCCUGGUCGAAUUAUGUUUGGUUUGCGACAUUUGUUCUGGUCGUUGCACUGAUCCGUUUUCUGGAUGUACUGAGUUAUCCGGAAAAGCCUAAAGUAACCUAUAUGCAGAAAACAACGCUUGGCAAGAAUCAUAUAUUUAUUGGUGACAUGUUAGAUCGAUGUCCCAUUCUGAACGAAGUUUACUCACCGCCGUUACUGUGGGGUCGAAGUGGUCAUCUGCAAACGGCAUCAUACGGAUUAUUUGGGCACGCAUCACUCAUCCGAACCUAUGACUCUCGGCAUGUUGUGAAGUUAAGUGAUGGCGCAUCAGUCGUAUUCGAUGUUUUCGAACCUGUUAAGCUACAUCAUUCCAAAAAAAACCUAACACUAGCUCUAUGUCCCGGUAUUGCGAAUACGAGUGAAUCAAAUUACAUCCGUACUUGUGUUCAUUACGCUCAGGAAAAUGGAUUUCGUUGUGCAGUAUUAAAUCAUCUCGGUGCGCUAAAGCACCUCCCGCUCACAUCAAAUCGUAUAUUUUCCUACGGUGGUACUGAGGAAAUGGAAGAGAUGAUGGCACGUUUGCAUGAUUUAUAUCCAUCCACUCGUUUCUUUUGCAUUGGUUUCAGUAUGGGUGGGAAUAUAAUCACACGCAUGAUAGCUAAAUUGUCAUCUAAUGAUUCGCAGCAUCGAAUUGUUGCUGGGCUUUCGGUUGCGCAGGGAUAUUGUGCUGCAUCGUCACUUUCGCUGUAUCAUAGUUGGGAAAAUGGUCGUCGGGCAUAUAACUACUUGAUAACGGAAAAUAUGAAGCGCCUUCUAAGGAGAAACUACGAUAUGGCAGUGGCACCGCACGUCAAAACAGGUUUAAUAGAUGAACAGCACUUGUGGGCAGCAACAUCAAUAAUGACAUUAGAUGACUCAUACACUCGGCGUAUAUUGGGUUACGAAAAUGUUGAAGAAUUUUAUCGGGAUAUCAGUUCCUUAUCAGUAAUUCCGAAGAUUAAAAUACCGAUGGUUUUCAUGAAUGCUUUGGAUGAUCCGCUGAUACCGCCUUGUCUCUGGCAUCCUGUUCAAGAAUUGGCUGCAACAAAUGAACAUUUUGGCUUCGUUCUCACAAAACAUGGUGGACAUCUUGGCUUCCUGGAAGGUCAUGGUAUUACUCCAAACUCUGUCACUUGGCUGGAUCGUUUUAUUGUUGAACUUGCCAAUUCGGUUGUUGUAGCAUAUGAUAGUGAAUGA
Cercopithifilaria johnstoni is the source of this 1278-nucleotide messenger RNA. The record is from the annotation of a GenBank genome assembly. NCBI's taxonomy places the organism in Eukaryota, Metazoa, Nematoda, Chromadorea, Rhabditida, Onchocercidae.